AUGGCGGCAUCAGCCCUGGACCAGGAGCGACAACUUGCCAUCGACCCAAUCGUCGGCACCAGCGUCCAGCACAAUACCCAGGUUGUCUCCAACAUCCGUAGUCUCACUGCAUCGCUCUUUGGUGUCGCCGCCGGCACAUUAGGCCUCGAGUCGUAUGCGGGCUUCAUAUUCUAUCUGCUGGGCUCGCUAGUGGUGUCGGUGCUGCUCUUUGCGCUCAAGACAGAUGGCAAGCCAGGCGCAUACUUCUAUCGGCCACUGGUGCUUGAGGCACGCUUAAACCAGGCCAACGUCCUAAAGAAGGUCGUCGACGCUAUCAAGGACCUCGUGCAGGACUGCAACUUCGAUUGCAAUGACUCGGGUAUCGCGCUCCAAGCCAUGGACAACUCCCACGUCGCCCUUGUCUCUAUGAUGCUCAAGUCCGAAGCCUUCUCGCCCUUCCGCUGCGACCGCAACAUCGCUCUCGGUAUCAAUCUGGGAUCCCUUACAAAGGUGCUUCGUGCUGCUGGAAGCGACGACAUUCUCACCAUCAAGGCCGAGGAUGCGCCAGAUGUUGUCAACCUGGUCUUCGAGACCAAGAGCGCAGCCAGAAUCAGCGAAUAUGACAUUAAGCUCAUGGACAUCGAUCAGGAGCACCUGGGUAUUCCAGAGACGGACUACGCGGCCACAAUCACUCUGCCUGCUGCUGAGUUCCAGCGCAUUUGCAGAGAUUUGGGUGCAUUGUCCGAGUCGGUUUCAAUCGAGUGCACCAAGGAGGGCGUCAAGUUUGCGUGCUCUGGCGACAUUGGUUCGGGUUCCGUCAUCCUCAAGCAAGACCCUAGUCUCGAAAAGGAGUCUGAGGCUGUCCUGAUUGAGAUGAACGAGCCCGUCUCCCUUACCUUCUCGCUGAAGUACCUAACCAACUUCUGCAAGGCCAGUGGCCUGUCUGACUCAGUCAAGCUUUGCCUUUCUAGUGAGGUGCCUCUGCUGGUUGAGUACGCUCUCCAGGAUCAGAGCUACCUGAGGUUCUACCUCGCACCCAAGGUAAGAACCCACUUCUCACUGUUACAUCCAUGGGUGAGUCGCGUGCCGUCGCGAUACAUGCAACUCACUGACAUUGAGCUGAGCUAUGUCGGGAAUAAAAUGGCCACUCUUGUCAUGCAAUCGCUAGGUUGCGACGUAUCCGCAAUCAACACGGUACAUUAUAGCAAUCACACGGCAUACAAGCAAAUCAAAGGCACCAAAACAUCCGCGACCGAGAUCCUCGACCUUUACGAAGGACUGCGUCAAUCAAACCUCACCAACUUCGAUGUACUCCUGACAGGAUACAUGCCCAGCGCCGAGGCCGUGCAAGCAAUAGGGACGAUUGGCAGGGAUAUCAAGCUCAAUGCUGGCACGAAGCCUGGCAGCUUCUUCUGGGUGCUCGAUCCUGUCAUGGGCGACAAUGGCAAGUUGUAUAUUCCAGAAGAUGAGGUGCCAGAGUACAAGGGGCUGUUGCGCGAAGCAGAUCUCAUUCUCCCGAACCAAUUCGAGGCCGAGCUACUGUCUGAUACGCCCAUCACUGAUCUCAAGUCCCUUGCCGCUGCGAUCCAAGUCCUUCACAAGACCUACCAGGUCCCUCACGUAAUCAUCACGUCCCUUCGCUUGACGCGCGACAACCAGACUAUACCCUCAAGACCGGUGUCAAAGUCUGGCACAGGCACGAAUACUCCCUCGGACCCUCAGCAUCUCGAUUCAGCAACAUCCCAACCAGGUCCACAAUCCCAAGCGCCGCAGAUCGACCUCCACGAUAUCGAAAACCUUACCAUCAUUGGCUCCACCGCAACCUCGGACUACAAACCGCGUCUCUUCCGCAUCGACACCCCGCAACUACCUCUCUUCUUCUCAGGGACAGGAGACAUGUUCGCAGCGCUGACAAUUCCCCGUCUGAUUGAAGCUGUACACGAUGCUUCUACGCCUGAGUUCAAUCUUCAUGCGAAAUCAAGUUGGCGGUCACCCGACCAUGUGUCGGCUGAGGAACUUCCUUUGGCGAAAGCCUGCCAGAAAGUUCUCGCGUCUAUGCAAGCCAUACUCACGCGCACAACGUCGGUCUGCCAGCAGAAGAUGGCUGCAUAUGAUGCUCGCGCUGCAAAAGAGGGCCGUGGUGAAGGGGACGAGGCGGAUGAAGAGAUUAGCAAGAAACGUCAUUUGGCGCUCAUGAAUGCUAGUGAAGUCACAGUGCCGCGGUAUGUGAAGGAGAUGUUGGAUCCGCCGGAUCUUGAAAGGUUCAGGCCACGGACAGUGUACGAGGGCGAAAGUGUGCCUGACCAUGUUGGCGAGAGGAUGCCUGACGAGUUGAAUGUGCUGCAUUUGGGUGUUGGAACGAAGGACGGUGGUGCGAUGCAGGUACUACAGGAGGGCAAUCAGGGCAAAGCCGUCGGGGAGGGCAAGAGUUCAUGA
This is a messenger RNA of Alternaria burnsii, 2415 nucleotides long. Its product is annotated as proliferating cell nuclear antigen. NCBI's taxonomy places the organism in Eukaryota, Fungi, Ascomycota, Dothideomycetes, Pleosporales, Pleosporaceae. Gene Ontology annotation, cellular component: PCNA complex. The transcript has 9 exons. Bases 1 to 2415 code for a protein of 804 amino acids. Gene Ontology annotation, molecular function: pyridoxal kinase activity; DNA binding; DNA polymerase processivity factor activity. Gene Ontology annotation, biological process: mismatch repair; leading strand elongation; translesion synthesis. The record is from RefSeq and is a predicted model, not a curated record.